This is a messenger RNA of Oryza sativa Japonica Group (Japanese rice), 1815 nucleotides long. RefSeq lists its product as uncharacterized. Lineage: Eukaryota; Viridiplantae; Streptophyta; Magnoliopsida; Poales; Poaceae. Gene Ontology annotation, molecular function: DNA binding. The record is from RefSeq and is a predicted model, not a curated record. Gene Ontology annotation, biological process: regulation of DNA-templated transcription.
GAAAGGAAAGGAGAAUCUCGGCGCGGCCCCCGCCCUCUUAAAUACUACGCCGCCGCGGCCGCAAAAGCUCCGAGCACAUAGCACGCGCGCACUCGUCUCGCCGCGUCCACACCCAUCGGCUCCAACACCGACGAGUAGCUCGGUCGCCGGGGCCGCCGCCGCGCGCGCGCGCCACCGUGUCGCGACUUCCUCCGUGACCGGGCCGAUCGAUCGCGAGGCGCGGCGCGGCGAGGCCGGCAUGGCGGCACCGGGAGAUGGGGAAGAGAAGAAGGCCGGGAGCGGGAGGAACAAGCACGGGUUCCCGCGCGGCUUCCGCUUCGUGCCCCGGGACCAGGAGCUCCUCGACAUCCUCGACGACAAGCUCCGCGGCGCCCCGCUCGACCGCGCGCUCGACGCCGUCUUCCACGACACGCGGAUCCUCGACUUCCACCCCGCCAAGCUCUACGGGAUGUACGCGGAGGACGAGGAGAACGGCUACAUCUACUUCUUCAGCACGAUAGAGUUCAAGGCAGCCAAGCCCAAGCAGAAGAAGUGGCCGCGGCGCGCGGCGCAGGGCGGACGGUGGAAGGCCGUCCUCGGCUCCAGCCAGAUGGUGGAGGUUGGCGGCGUCCCCGUCGGCCGGAAGCUCUCCAUGGAGUUCUACGUCAAGGGGGUCAGGACCAACUGGGGCAUGCACGAGUUCGUCAGGAUCAUCGGCCCCAACAUCGAGGUUGCGGAUCUUGCCGUGUACCGCCUACACAAGCUAUGGACGAACGGCGAGGAGAAGCCGGGAGACCUCGCCGCGGACGUUGCCAAGAGCACGAACCAGAGUGGACAAGCGUCGGCGGCGGACUACUACCAGACUUACCAGAACGCGGUCUCUCAGGCGUAUGCGUAUGCGCCGCCGUACGUCCUCCAGCCAGGAUGGAGCCAAGGGUACCCCUACGAUGUCGCGGCGGCGCCACCGACCGCGCCCUGGCCUGUCUGUUGGGCGCCGCCGUCCGCGCCGGGAUCCUAUGACUGCUGCUACGCGUCCACGUUUUCAAGGCCGCCGCCGCCACCACCAAUUGCUGCGAGCACGCUGGACAAGGCGCCGAUAACCAGUACCGACCACGGCGCAUCAACGAACACUUCGGCGGCGACACCCGUGGCGAACAACAAGCCGCCGCCGCCACCAGUUGCUGCGACAGCGACCACGCUGGGCAAGAAGGGGGAGGGCAAGGGCAAGGCGCCGACGACCACCAGUACCGAUCACGCCGGAUCAACGAACACCUCGGCGCCACCCGCCGCGAACUACCAGCCGCCGCCGACGACGACUACGCCGCCGCUGCAGGGCACGCAGCACGUCUUCGCACCCGGCGUCGUCGUCGGGCAUGAGGACGAGGAGGGCUACCUCAUCGUCGACGAGGUCAACACGUGGCGCAACACGCAGCAGCUCGUGCUCGAGGAUGACGACGACGACGACGACGGCCGUGCCGCCGGCGCCGGUGCAGGUGAGGGUGGCGCUUCAGCCUCAGGGCGGUGACAGUCUGACAUCAGCAGAUUAAGAGAGACCCUGAGGCGUAUCAGUUAAUCAUGCGUGUAGUUACUAGUUAGGCUCCGAUUUGAGCAUUGGAAUUUCCAGAUUUCCCGACUGCUUAGCUUGGUUUUGAUCUGCCCGACAAAUUUCCGCCAAAUUCGUAGUGUUCAACUGAUCAACUUCAUGCUCUUUCUGUCCGUUGGUUAUUACUUUACUUGUUCUACGUGAGAUUGCAAUUCUGAUCUGCAACUGCUUGUAAUCUGGAUGAUCAAUAGCUGCUUCCCUGCUUUAUGAUUGUGGUUUUGCUGGUUUUGAAA